Penicillium canescens is the source of this 3366-nucleotide messenger RNA. RefSeq lists its product as uncharacterized. The coding region runs from base 1 to 3366 and encodes 1121 amino acids. Lineage: Eukaryota; Fungi; Ascomycota; Eurotiomycetes; Eurotiales; Aspergillaceae. The record is from RefSeq and is a predicted model, not a curated record. The transcript has 3 exons.
AUGUCGAUGACAAAACACUCAUUCAAAUUCAUGUUUAACCAUGUCUUUUUACCUCCUUUGCUGCCCGAGUAUGAUGAUGAGGACGAAAAGGAUGGCGAAUGGCCCUUGGAGCGCACGCUUCACCGGUUUGCUUUGGAGACCUUGGAGUCAUUCAUUCAAGAGGGUCCACAGGCAUCCAAUGAAGCCUGGACCGCUGCGAUAAGCAUGCUGAAGAACUGGAUAGAAUUGGAUAAGCAAGGAGUGGUGUGCAAGGACACACUUGCCUCCAUCUUAUCUAAUAUCAAAACCCAUGGCGCUGCUGCACUUUACAUCCGUGCCCAGAACUGCGGGUUGGUGGCAUAUUACGACAAAAGUGGCGACAAGGUCAUUUUUGAUGCAUUUGAAGUGUCGCCCCGCGCAAAGGAUGUGAUUUCUGCACCAGGGAGCCUUGUCCGCCAGUUACCCGGCCAGAGUGUAGCCAUCUCAGGUAGCAUGCUAGAAGAUGCUAGGUUCUGUACCGAAAUUUCGAGCAUCAUAGCACGCCUGUCGACCGAAAGUGUGGCUGAAAUGAUACCUAAGUCAUCCAAAGCCGGGAAACCAACCUUGGAAGAGCGGGAUACUAUCCACCCUGGCUUGGUUACCGAAGGGCUCAUGAGUCAGCUUCUGGCAUUCGGAGAACACAAUGAAGGGCUUUCCUUUACCAAAAACACGCGGGACGAGGUCAAUUGGAGAAAAAGCAAGCUUCCUUGGAGACGGUCCCCUCAUUGGUUCAUGUUGCGAGUUGCACUACAGUCGGUGCUUCAACGCGCUCUUCCCGAUGGGCAGGGCUACAAGGAAUACAAAAACUUUAUGCUAUAUCUUGUGGCCGAAUUUGGAAAUAGAUCUAGGCUUGUUCGACCAGCAGUGGCUGCGGAUCAAUUGGAAAUAAUUCGCGCGAAGAUAUGCCGACGCAUCUUCAAGCUCCGGGGAGGAGUUUACGACUUUGUUGCACUGCACGCAAAAUCGGCGGAGGCGGCCAUCCGGGCUACUUUGCAGGCUGUACACCAGGACAUUAUGAGCUCGAAUUCGAUGACUAUACCCGAAGGUUUUGCCUGUACUCCGCAAGAUGUUCAAAUGUCACUCGAAAAUUCUCGAGAGUACUUGCAGUCUGCAAUGAACCGUAUUUCUACCGCUGUCGAGCAGUCUUAUUUCGAUCGCGAGCACGAGCCACGGAACCAACUGAAUAGGCACGGGUUGCCGCUGCUGAAAAGUGGCGAUCUGCUGUCGUUGGCUGAUUUCGAGCAAUGGGUGGCGAACGAAAUGCAGAACUGGUAUCGUGGCACAGAAUCAUCAGAAAACCUCUGUUGCUUGCUAGCUGAAUUGCUGCAGAACUAUUCACAGUUUGCAGCUGCAGCAUACAACGGGAGCCCAGAAACCAUGUCUGUCGCAAUAGUCUGUAUGCUAGAGCUGUGGGUCGUCGUUGAUAAGAUGUGUAUUGACAUCUGUCCGCUUAUGAAAAGCUAUUCUCCCGAACUACCGAGCGACUUCCUCGAACCGUUGCUUUUACCCCAAUGCUGCGAGAUGCAACGCGCCACUGGGAUCGAAGCCUAUAUCCAAGCACGGCACAGUGCAUGUACGGCUGGUACCCUGAACAUCUUCUCCGAUCCUGGUGCACAAAGCUUUCCUGUUGCUUAUUUCAAUGAUUCUGAGAAACACCGCGGGCUACGUGAAAGUAUACAGCAGCAUGCUCGAGCCAAGCUCGAAAGCAAGAGGAAUGAAUGGCAAAAUAAAACCCAUCACCAUGAAGAGCUCCUGCGACAGGCAGCUCAAAUGUCGCAUCAAUGGGACGUUGAUUCGCGUGGUAGAGAAUAUCACUCUGGAACAUGCCAACUCUGUUCAAUUCAGAACCAUGCUUCGAACCUAAGCAUUGGGGUUUACGAGUGGCCACUCCCGAGCAAUGAGAAUACACUCAAGACAGUUGUCUUUGAACUCGAUUGUCCACGUUGGUUUGCAUCGUGGCGCGAUGUCACUUGGAGAUUGCUCCACGAUUUUGGACGGUUGCAAAGCAAGAAAGGCUCCAAUAUCGAGCAGAACCUGCUUUCUUACAAAGACACGCAAUCAUUCUGCGUGAACUGGGGGCAGCGCCUCACUUUAGGAUCAAAGACCAAGUCAUGGAAGAGGACCCACUACAACAAUCGCCAUUUUCCUGUGGACUUCGGCGAUAUAACCCCCCCAAAUGCCUUCCAGUUUAGGCUCAUGGACAGCAAAGAAAACACAUGGGUUGUGGAUCAGAGUGAGUACACAUCAGUUAAAGCAAGAUGCACUUUCGCUCUCCCACCUGGGCCGUACUCCUGUCUGCAGUAUACUGUGGACUCUUGUGGGCACUCGCAAAAUCAGAUCAUAGCGGAUCAACAGAGGUGCCCCUCCGAAAUGAGUUUGCAUGAAUAUAUUGCUUUUGGCUGCCUCCGUGCGGGUAGACGAGUACAGUGGCACAAUAUGGUCCGUGAACUCGCAUCGUCUACUCUUUCAAUGAAUGAAGAAGCGGUCGGCAUGCUGUUCCGCCAGGCAGCAUGGGAAUUCGGCCCGGCUAGCCCUGCCUCCACUCUGAGAGAGGCUCAUUUGGCCUUCAAACAUGAAGCCUUAGGUGAUCGAUUAGUGGAAUGCCUGAAUCAAAACCUUAGCUCUAUUGAGGCUAAUUGGAACAAGUACCACGCUUUGCAUACUCUAGUCGUCCUCGGACUCCGGACUCUCAGCUUGUCAAAAGACUUUUCAAUUGUCGAACGCGCAGCAGCGUUUUUACGCCGAAGUCGAAAGAUCGCGUUGAGGUGGUGUGAGGACCUGGUCACAACGUUAGGCGCUCAAGCAGGCACACACAGUCAAGCGCAGCAGUUCCUUAUUGUCAUGAUUGGGGGUGUCUGUCAAUUAACAUACGCGGUAGAGCCGCAGCAUCUUCUACUUCUUCUCGACACCCGCACAGACCUAUACCAUCUGAUGCGCUCCUCAAUUUUGGUUUUCGAAAACUCCCCUCCAUCGCACGAGAAUGCCCCAGUUGGAAUCAGAAACAGCCUCAUCUCAACCACCAAAAUCCUUCAUUCUCUCGAAGAGCCUACCCGUCAAUUCAUUGAAAAGGACGCGGCAGGCUUCAAUGAAGCUAUUAGGCAUAGUGUGCAUGACGUUGGGAUUACCUCUACCUGGACAAUUUGUUCGGGGAAUCUCUCGCGCUGGGUAACCAACAAGACUAACGCGAGCCAUCACGGGCGCCAACAAGAUAUUCACUAUAAUUUGCUCAGUGGUGAACUUCUUCUGGCAAACCGUCCUCCGGGUCGCUUACCAAAAGAACUAGCGAACACUUACGGUGCUGCCGUCGAAUCUAAACGGCUCAACAUUUAUGUCUACCCGUCCAUAUGA